Molecule: messenger RNA, 9392 nt
Organism: Poeciliopsis prolifica (blackstripe livebearer)
Lineage: Eukaryota; Metazoa; Chordata; Actinopteri; Cyprinodontiformes; Poeciliidae
Product: microtubule-associated serine/threonine-protein kinase 1-like
Exons: 27
Coding region: 664-5676 (1670 amino acids)
Biological process (GO): intracellular signal transduction; peptidyl-serine phosphorylation
Molecular function (GO): protein binding; protein serine/threonine kinase activity; ATP binding
Source: RefSeq, a predicted model, not a curated record
AAAAAACAACACAAUGAAUGACUGAACGAAAAAGAGCAGAGAGGGACGUGGGCGCGUGUUUUUUGCGGGAGGAGGCGCUAAAUGUUUGCGGCAGAGGAAGACGCGGACCCGCGGCGGAGGAUCUGAGUGAGGACGAGCAGCGCGGCUCCACGCCUCCCCGGUGAGGGACGGCGGCGAUCGCGGACGCGUCGUCCUUUGUGUGCAGACGCGGAAACGCGCCGGCACGUUUUUUUUUUUUUGUGACUCUGACAAAAGAGGACAGAAGACAGAGACGGACGGGACGAACUUUGGUUCGCACCGACCCCGCGUUGAGGCCCCGCUGGACGGCGCCGAAGCCCCGCGGAUCCAUCGGCGCGUGGUUGGGCAAGCCAUGUCCGGCCGCGGAGAGGCGCAGACCGCCGGCGAGCUGAGAGGAGCCGCAGCGUUUGGUGCCUGGAGAGAUUAUAACUGUUCUCCGUUUCGUUUUCUAUGAGUGCGAGAGGAAAGACGGCGCGGGCGAAUGGCAACGCCUGACAAGCGGAUUUCCUCGACGUGACCCCGGUCUCAUUCAGAGUGUGCGUGUGUGUGUUUUUGGGCUGGACGGUUCGGAUGCACGUCGGUUCAGGGUCAAAGGAUUGAUUCAGCGAGGCGAGGGAAAGCCCUGCAUGCCCGCCUCAUUACGCCAUGGAUGACUCGGGGAUAAUCAGGCGCCGCAGGCUGCAGGAUUUGCCGCUGCCGCGCAAGAACAGCAGUUGCCGCACGAGCAACAGGAAGAGUCUGAUCCUGACGACCACGUCUCCCACGCUGCCUCGCCCGCACUCCCCUCUCCCGGGUCACCUCGGAAGCAGCCCCCUGGACAGCCCCAGAAACUUCUCCCCCAGCAACCCCGCACACUUCUCAUUCGCCUCCUCCAGAAGAGCGGAUGGGAGGAGAUGGUCUUUGGCGUCUUUACCCUCCUCUGGAUAUGGCACCAACACUCCCAGCUCAACGUCGUCCAGCUCCUCUCAGGAGCGGCUGCACCAGCUGCCCUCCCAGCCCACCAUGGACGAGCUCCACUUCUUAUCCAAGCACUUUGGCAGCACCGAGAGCAUCACGGACGACGACGGGGGCCGCUGCUCCCCGCACAUGCGCCCGCGCUCCCGCAGCCUCAGCCCGGGACGCUCCUCCUCCUGCUAUGACAAUGAGAUCGUCAUGAUGAACCAUGUGUACAAAGAGCGGUUUCCAAAGGCCACGGCGCAGAUGGAGGAGAGGCUAGCCGAGUUCACCCAGGCCUUCUCGCCCGAGAGCGUUCUUCCUCUGGCCGACGGGGUCCUCAGCUUCAUCCAUCACCAGAUCGCGGAGCUGGCCAGAGACUGCCUGGCCAAAUCACGCGAGGGUCUCAUCACUUCGGUCUACUUCUUUGAACUGCAGGAGAACCUGGAGAAGCUGCUUCAUGAUGCCUUCAAGCGCUCUGAAAGCUCUGAGGUAGCCUUUGUGACGGAGCUGGUGAAGAAGCUUCUGAUCAUCAUUUCCCGACCUGCGAGGCUCCUGGAAUGUCUAGAGUUCAACCCAGAAGAGUUUUACCAUCUCCUGGAGGCAGCAGAGGACCACGCCAAGGAGGGUCAUCUGAUGAAAACUGACAUUCCCCGUUACAUCAUCAGCCAGCUGGGACUGACCAGGGACCCGAUAGAAGACAUGGUGAGCCUGGAAAGUUACGACAGCGAGGGACCAGUGACGCCUGAAACAGACGACUCCACAGAGGGAAAGAUCAGAGCAAUAAAGCCUCCAGGAGAAGCAGACUUCCAGACCAUCAAGCUGAUCAGUAACGGAGCGUACGGCGCCGUGUACUUGGUGCGUCAUUUGGAGACACGCCAGCGGUUUGCCAUGAAGAAGAUCAACAAGCAGAACCUGAUCCUGAGGAACCAAAUCCAGCAGGCGUUUGUGGAAAGGGACAUACUGACGUUUGCAGAGAACCCCUUCGUCGUCUCCAUGUUCUGUUCCUUCGAAACGCGCCGCCAUCUCUGCAUGGUCAUGGAGUACGUGGAAGGAGGGGAUUGUGCCACUUUGCUGAAGAACAUCGGGGCUCUGCCUGUGGAAAUGGCGCGCAUGUACUUCGCAGAGACUGUCCUCGCGCUGGAGUACCUACACAACUACGGCAUCGUCCACCGAGACCUCAAGCCUGACAACCUCCUAAUAACGUCAAUGGGACACAUCAAGCUGACUGACUUCGGUCUGUCUAAGAUCGGCCUGAUGAGUCUGACCACCAACCUGUAUGAAGGGCACAUAGAGAAGGACACGCGGGAGUUUUUGGAUAAACAGGUGUGUGGAACCCCGGAGUACAUCGCUCCGGAGGUGAUUCUGCGUCAGGGUUAUGGGAAACCAGUGGACUGGUGGGCAAUGGGCAUCAUCCUGUAUGAGUUCCUGGUGGGCUGCGUGCCUUUCUUUGGAGACACGCCAGAGGAAUUGUUUGGACAAGUCAUCACAGAUGACAUAGUGUGGCCAGACGGAGACGAGGCUCUUCCUGUGGACGCCCAGCACCUGAUCUCCUCUCUGCUGCAGACCAAUCCUCUGGUGCGACUGGGCACAGGUGGUGCUUUUGAAGUCAAGCAGCACUCGUUCUUCGCAGAGGUGGACUGGAACAGCCUGCUGAGACAGAAAGCGGAGUUCAUCCCCCACCUGGAGUCAGAAGAAGACACCAGUUAUUUUGACACCCGGUCGGAACGCUACCAUCACGUCCAGUCCUACGACGAAGAUGACACCAACGACGAUGAGCCAGUGGAGAUCCAUCGCUUCUCGUCCUGCUCGCCUCGCUUCAGCAAGGUGUACAGCAGCAUGGAGCAUCUGUCCCAGCUGGAGCACAAACCCCACACUGUGACUCUACGGGAGCACAAGGUUCCCAGGGAGGACCGGGUCGCCAAGCGAGAAAGCUUGGGAAGCGUCACCCUACGAGACAAGAGCUGGAGGACAAGUUCACCGGAAAUGAAGCGCCUGUCCUGUUCAGAGUCCUUCUUCACUGAAAGUGACUCCAGCCCGCCGUCCGGGGCUCGCAGGCGUUUCUCCGCCCUGAUGGAUAUGAGCCGCUUCGCCUCACCUCAGGAGCUGGACGCCGAGCCGCCGGGUCCGGGGAAGCAGCCUCCCGUCAAGACCAGGGGCGCUUCCCUGGAAGGGGCCAUCCCCUCCCACGGAGACCUGAGGACGCUCCUUAAAGAUGACAAACUUUUGAGGCCUGCCGACACGUCGCUGCCAGGCAGCGCAAGCAGUCUGGGCCUUCCUGAUCUCCAGGGGCCCCGUGGGGCCACCACGGACCUGGUGUUGCGGAGAGUCCGACACCAGCAGCUCUCGUCCGAAGGAGACAAGCGAAGCUCGCGACCGGGAUCUAAAGUCAUCAAGUCUGCGUCGGCCACUGCUCUGUCUGUCAUCAUUCCAGCAGUGGAGCAGCACAGUGCGUCCCCACUGCCCAGCCCCAUGUCGCCUCGCUCCCUGUCGUCCAACCCGUCCUCCCGCGACUCGUCUCCAAGCAGAGACUUCUGUCCCAUGGUGAACGUCCUGCACUCUCCCAUCACCAUCCACCGCUCCGGGAAGAAGUACGGCUUCACCCUCCGGGCGAUCCGGGUCUACAUAGGAGACAGUGAUGUUUACAGCGUGCAUCACAUGGUUUGGCAUGUUGAAGAUGGAGGUCCUGCGCAGGAAGCUGGCCUUAAAGCUGGAGACCUAAUAACUCACGUAAACGGGGAGUCGGUCCAUGGCCUAGUCCAUACAGAAGUAGUGGAGCUCAUCCUGAAGAGUGGAAACAAAGUUACAGUCGCGACUACUCCCUUUGAGAACACCUCCAUAAAGGUGGGGCCUGCCCGCAAGAUCAGCUACAAAUGUAAAAUGGCGCGUCGCAGCAAAAGGACCGGCGUCAAGGAGGGCCAAGAUAAAAGACGAAGCUCACUCUUCAGGAAAAUCGCAAAGCAGUCCAACCUGCUCCACACCAGCCGGAGCCUCUCGUCCUUAAAUCGCUCUCUUUCGUCUGGAGACAGCCUGCCGGGGUCCCCCACCCACAGCUUUUCUGCCCGCUCCCCCACACAGAGCUACCGCUCCACUCUGGAAUCCCCUUAUCUGGGUACGUCGUCCCAGAGCAGCUCCCCGGCAUCAAGCACUCCCAACUCCCCAGCGACUUCCCACCACAUGAGGCCCAGCUCCCUACACGGCCUGUCCCCCAAACUUCACCGCCAGUACCGCUCGGCACGCUGCAAAUCCGCUGGUAACAUCCCGCUAUCCCCCCUGGCUCACACCCCGUCCCCUACCACCUCCUCCCCUCCGCCUCUCACGGGCCACACGGUGGGGAGCUCCAACACCACCCAAAUGUUCCCCGCCAAGCUGCACUCCUCGCCUCCAGUCGCCCGCCCUCGUCCCAAGAGCGCCGAGCCACCCAGGUCUCCCCUGCUGCAGCGGGUCCAGUCCGCAGAAAAGCUCGGGGCACCCAUCCUGCCUUCCUCCUCUUCGUCGUCGCCGUCACCUUCCCCUUUGACCGGAGGAGUGUUGUUGCGCAAGCAUAGCUUAGAGGUGUCUCACGGGGACUACAGGAGAGAGUCCUUCCACUGCGAACACAGUCUGCAGAGUUUGCUGGAGAUAGAAGGAGAGAAUGGACCUGCUCCACCCUCUCCGUCCUCGUCUUCCUCCCCUUCUCCUCCUAUGGGAGCAGAGAUUGGAUCGCUGAACCAUGUGAGGAAGCUGGGGAGGCAGGAAUCUCUGCUCAGCAGAGACACACUUGUGACAGUAAAGGAGAAAGAUGUUGUUCCGUCAGCGUCUGAGCUGUCCGGGUUGCCAUACGUAAGGUCAGUUCCUCCAACAGAGUCGAAGACCAACGGUGAUACAAGCAGGGCAACACUCAAGGAGGUUGCAAGGAGUAGUGGAAGUACGAAGGCAGCUGAAACAAAGACUAGCACCUCAUCUGCAGACGUCAGAACAGGCACUGGGGUCAAGCAUUUAGGUACAAAAGUGUCAACUGUGGAGGCGACAGACUUUCCGACCAAAGCUAGCGAGAAAACUCCAGACAUAUCCAAGAGUCCACAACAAGACACAAAGCAGCAGAGUGUGCAGACAGAUGCGUUACAUGUUACCAAAACUCAGGAGAAGACAGAAGAGAAAGAAAAAAGCGCUGUAGGUGUAGAGAAAGCAAACCUCCAGAAAACAUUGACCACUGAGCAGUUCAAGCAGCAUAUGGGCUCAGAGACUGGAGACAAAGGAAGUAUCAGUGGAGGCAACAGGGCAACUGAUAUGACGAAGACCAAAGUACCUGCACCGCCAGUUCCACCCCCGGCUAAAACGCUCGCCGCGCCCAGGCACAGAGCGGAGAAGUCGGCAAGCGGCAGCCGUCUCGUCAAAGAGGAGAAGGCUCAACUGGAAGUCCUGGAGGAAAACCCAGCGUCCCCUUCCUCAAACGCUGCCUCGCCAUGCUCAAGCAAACUGCGGGCCGUGUCCCUGGGGGACAAGACCAGCUUCGUCACCCAGCUCACAAGUGUGGCUAAGACGGUCCUGGGUCCCAUGAAAGGAGGGUCUCAAGAGGGCAGCAAAACGAAAGACGCCUCAAAGUCAAGUGAGGAGAAGAAGGGAAGCGCAGCGGGGAAAGCGGAGGGCUCGUCCGCAGGGGUCCGCCGAGGGGCCCAGGGCUUCACCACAGCCACUGCUCACUCUGAUAAAGGUAACAGUCGGAGCGCUAAGCAUCACUCGUGAUGUGAAAGCUUCAGAAACACUGAGACUGCCCCCAUGUAAUGCCUUUAACUGUAGCAUCAGACUGACAUAACAUACAAAUUAGUAUGAGGCAGAGAAAACAAUGCCUGAACAAAAAUAUUUUUAAAAAAUACACCAAAUAGAAAAGACGUAGAAAAGAUGUCAAUGAUCAAGUACUGAUGUGAAAAUGUGCACAUGGUGUUUUGAUGUAGACCUGCAUACGUACUGUAUGCUCAUCUCACGUUGUGUAUAUUGUAAACAAAAAAGAAAUGCAUAUGUCUUCAUGCAUGUCUGAUUAGGGAGAAUGACAGACUAUUUAAGCAGAAGAUGAAUACUAUACUGCGGACCUUGAGAUAGAAAACACUGUGAACAACCUUUCAACUUGACAAGCAGACUUUUGACUGUGUGGAAGUGCGAUUCUGGCAGAAAAGGGCAUUACUCACAUUUCAGCUAUCGGUUCCAGGGAUGUCAUUUAGUUCUAUGCUGUAUUUAUUUGAAGUUCGGGUACUAAAACGUGUCACCAAUAGAGUGAAUUUUCACGCCUUCAAUGCCUUGCAAAGAAAAAACAAAACAAAAAAAAUGCCCCUUGAACUUUUUCAAAGCUUUCGCCACAAAUUCUAAAUUGGAUUUAGGUUUGUACUUUGACUGGGCCAUGUCCUUUCAGCUAAACCAUUCCACACUUCCAGUAUUUUUUCUGUACUUCAAAUUAUGUCUGUCCUCAAAAGACUACGACCCUCAAGCACCAAUUUAAUUUUGAUGUUAAAAUUUGCAUGUUCUAUGAUCCACCCACAGAUUGCGUUUAUGCUUCUCUCUUCAUAAAUGCACAAAUACAACAGGUUUUUUAUUUUGUUCAUGGUGAAUAUGGUAAAUGUCAGUAAUGUAGUAAAUAUAAAUGUCUAAUUACUUGAAGGAUUCUUAAGUCAACAACCAAAACUUCAACUCAGACAUCAAACUUUAUUCAACUGAACGUUUUACAAAACAGCCAGGUAAAUUAUUGCUUAAGAGUUUAUCUGCAAAAUUUGACUUGAGGGAAGCUAAAUGUGCUUAACGUUUUCAAAGUUAGCAAAAAAUAAAAUAAAAUAAAAUUAGCUUCACAGUUAGCGUGUUAGCGAAUUAGAGUGCCCACCUCUGACUGGAAUAUUAUAAUUUUGGACCAAAGUUAAGCUUUUUUCAGGGAGUUUACAAAACAGCCACGUAAAUUAGCUUCAGAGUUUGUCUGGAAAUUUUAAUUUAAGGGGAGCUAAAUGGGCCUAACUUUUAACGUCGGCAAAUGCACGAAACAAAAAACUCCUGUAACACUGAGCAUUUUGGGCCUGACCUUUGUCACCAACAGCGAAACCAUCAAAACACCAACUGUCACAUAACAUUUCAAUAAAAGACGCUGCGGUUGUAACAUUACAGAAGGUCGAAGGGGUAUAAAUACUUUUGUGUGGCAUUUUGUACUUUGUUUUGGUGAUUGAAGGCGUCGCAAACAGAAUGGUUUUUCAUGUAUGGUGGGCUGAGGAUUCGCUGUACACAGCAGAAAGUGAACCAAGAAACCAAAAUGCGUGCAGUGACAGAGUUGAAGGAUGGAUCAGAUAGUUUCCCUCAGAUCUGUAAAGGGCUGAUUGAGAGGAAGAAAUCCGAUGAACUUGCACAGGGACACUAUGCAAUGUGCUGCCAAAUGCCACUAUUGUCCCGUCUUUGUGUCUCCCGGGUGUCUACGUUUACAUUGUGCUCCAGACAACUAUAGAAAACAGCAUGAAGCGUACAAUAAGUCAAUCAGAGACAUACUGUUUCAUUUUGAAAACUUGCGUCUGCUAAUUACAGUGAUAUGUGCAAUUCUACAUUUUAGAGUAAAAUGUGUAAAAUAUGUCCGUUCAGAGCGUGGCAGCGGUUAAUGACACACGUGGAAAGUAGCACUUAGAGGAGAGAGCGGUUUUCAGUCACGCUUUUUCACUCGCGCUCAGCUACAGUUUGUGGUGUCGUACCAGGCGAAACGGGAAGUGCCAGUGUUUUUACUUAAAGGUUAUGUGGUCAUCUUUGUUGUUGUUGUGGAGUUUGUUUGUUUUUUUUCUUACUUAAAAUGUUAAAUAAUAUGCAAUCCCAUCAGUGCCCAGUCCUGUAACACUGAGCAUCACUGUCUGUGAGAAGAGCAUAGAUUUGUUGUUGUGUGUUAACAUGUAGUGUCAGGGCAAUAGGUAUCAGACUUGUCUUAGACUGCCACCUUGUGGGCAACAUGACGUAGAGCCAGAAGGGAACCUUAGUGUCCGAUAUCCUCACUCUGUGGAACUUGUGUUGUGCAUAGUUUGUAGUUCUUAUGCAUAGGCAGACAUGUUUACGUUGAUCUCAAUUGCAAUCUUCAUCUUAUCUCUGAUGAUGUAGUUUUAACAAUAAACACCAGUGUUUCAUGUGUAACCGAAUUGCACUUUAUGUUGCGUUUCACCGAUAUAUUUAUAGCCAGGACUUUACAUUCACUGUAUGAAAAGACAGUUGUUUGUUUUGUUUUUUGGUCUGGUUUUCGCUAAGUUUCCUUUUGUCAAGAUUACCAAAAUGAUCUCUAUUAACUAUAUGUUGCAAUUAUGAGAGUAACGUAGAUUUAGAUUUGUCUCCAACAACAGUUUUCUGGAGUUUUGGUCCAUUACGUCUGACAGAACUGAUACAACAGAGUCAGGAUUUUCAGUUUUUAAUUUAACCAGGGAAAAAAGAUUAAAAAUAUUUUUUUCCCCCAACAGUGUCCUGCCCUGGAUUUGUAGGUCACCUUUUUAGCUCAGCCUAAAACUACUAUUAUGUUUCAAAACAUUGAUCUUAUGGUUUUUAAGCCGUUUUUUGUAACCAGGGUCCGAUUGUCCAUUUUGUUUUCUUUGUGGUUCGUGCCAGUGGCGACACCCAGUCGUUGAUGCUGGAAAAGGGCUUUUCAUUGCAAUUAAACUACUUUCAAUGUGGACAAAAACCGCCUCAUAUCCUAGUGGCAAAAUGUUUUAUUAAUCAAAAGAAGAAGUUUUUUCAAAGUGUCCCAUUAAAUGUGCACAAAACUUUGUAUGAUUCUUUUCCUAAUUUAUUAUGAUCUUCUUGUGAUUUCAUGUAACGAAGCAAUAUAUUGCCUUAAAAGUCACUGGUCCUCUUAACUUAAAUUCAGCAUGAAUUAAUCUAUCAGAAGCUUAAAAAGACCAAGUCAAUACUUUAUAUGGCAUAUUUUCAUGUCUUAUAAAGCAAAGUUUUAAAAAUCCUCUCUCUAACUUUUAGCGAACACAAAUGAUUUCUGUAAUCAUAACUGACCAAAAGGAGGAAACGUAGUUUGAGGUAAUGUCGAACAGUUUCAAAAAACUGGUUCGUUUUCUCUUUUUUCAUACAGUGAACAUAAACAUCUGGCUUCGAGCGUUUAUGUGGGCAGAGUUCCAGCCUUUUUACAUUUUUUUUUAAUUCUAUUUAUUGAAUUUUGUAUUUAUUUAUUUAAGAUUCCGAUGUACUGUUGGAAAUAUUCAGCGCAAUAUUGAAAUAGAUCAUUAAGUACCCCCACCAGAUAUGCGUGGUUGCUCUCCCUUCGGUUCUGACCCCUCACUCUGUAAGUUCCGAAGUUGCUAACAUUACUGUCAUGUCCAUGUUUGUCCAAGUGUUUGACCUUUUUUUUUCUUUCUUCUUUUUUUUUUUUUACAGCAGCUCUUGUGAAUAACUAAUGUCAAAUGAAAUGUCAACUAGAAAGUAAAUAAAUUGUGUCAGAAACCCUUGGUAUCAUCUGA